GUUCUACUACGACUCUAAUAAUAGAAAAUUUUCGUUUGGUUCAUUAGCUUUAUGAGCAGUAAAUUUCUGUAGAUCCCUUUCAAAAUCAAUAUGAGAUCGAGACUAGCAGCUGAUACUGAUCGAUAAAUCCCUAACUCGAACUGGAUGUAGUUUUUGUUUUUUUUUUUUGAGAAAACGAACUCUUUGUUGCAGUGUUUGGCAGCAGCAAUGGCGGAAGUCGGAGCCGAAGUGAUGAACAAGCGGGUCAUCUUCAAGGAUUUCGUCACCGGUUUCCCAAAGGUUUCAGAUAUGUCGGUUACCAGCAACAGUAUGAGGCUGAAACUUCCCCAAUCUUCUAAUGCUGUACUGGUCAAGAACCUUUACCUUUCCUGCGAUCCCUACAUGCGGAUGCUCAUGAAACCUGGAGUCUCCGUCUCCGCAACUUCUUACACUCCCGGUGAUGUGCUGUUUGGGUUUGGAGUUGCGAAGGUACUGGAAUCAACGCACUCGAAUUUGAAGGAAGGCGACUUGGUUUGGGGCAUAACUAAGUGGGAAGAGUACAGUGUGAUUGAUAAGCCUGAAAGGCUCUUCAAAAUCCACCACACCGACGUGCCUCUCUCCUAUUACACUGGAAUUCUAGGCAUGCCUGGGAUUACUGCUUACUUUGGAUUCCAUGAAAUAUGCUGUCCCAAGAAAGGAGAAGAGGUGUACAUAUCGGCAGCGUCCGGUGCUGUUGGUCAGCUUGUUGGCCAAUUUGCAAAGCUUGUCGGUUGCCGUGUUGUUGGGAGUGCUGGAACUGCAAAAAAGAUCGAGUUGUUGAAAAACAAGUUUGGGUUUGAUGAGGUUUUCAACUACAAGGAAGAACCAGACUUAAACGCAGCACUGAAAAGGUGCUUCCCUCAAGGCAUAGACAUAUACUUUGAGAACGUCGGGGGAAAAAUGCUUGAUGCAGUGCUCCAAAACAUGAGGCAACGAGGCCGCAUAGCGGCAUGCGGGAUGAUGUCGCAGUACAAUCUGGAGCAGAAGGAGGGUGUACACAACUUACUGUACGUCGUGACGCAGAGGAUCCGAAUCGAGGGCUUCGAGGCUCCCGAUUUCUUCCAUCAGUACCCCAAGUUUCUGGACGCUGUUCUGCCUUACAUCAGAGAGGGCAAGAUUGCUUACGUGGAGGACGUGGCCGAGGGCCUCGACGCUGCCCCCGCCGCCCUCGUUGGCCUCUUCACUGGACAAAACACUGGCAAGCAACUCGUUGCCCUUGCCAGCAACUGAAUUCCGAAGGUUCGAACUUGCUUCCCUCUAGGCAUUAUGUGGAGUUUUGUUUGCUAUAGUUCCUUCGCGCUAAGUUGAUUGAAAUAAAGGCUGCCUGCAGCAGAGGUAAGAAUGCAACGGAUUAGAAGAGAGUCGACUUGGAAGGAAUCUUUUAGCUAGUUUUGUAAGCCAUAAGCAUAAGCAUAAUGAUCUUGUAAAUCUACUGUUUGUUUCCCCUACAUGUAAUGAGAUUGGAACUAUGAUAAAAUAGAAAUAUCCGGAGAAGUCUUUUCCAAUAGAAAUGGAAAAUCAUCGGCAUUGGUAUCGAUUUUAUUAUUA
Momordica charantia (bitter melon) is the source of this 1566-nucleotide messenger RNA. Its product is annotated as 2-alkenal reductase (NADP(+)-dependent). NCBI's taxonomy places the organism in Eukaryota, Viridiplantae, Streptophyta, Magnoliopsida, Cucurbitales, Cucurbitaceae. The record is from RefSeq and is a predicted model, not a curated record. Gene Ontology annotation, molecular function: 2-alkenal reductase [NAD(P)H] activity.